This is a messenger RNA of Prorocentrum cordatum, 1482 nucleotides long. NCBI's taxonomy places the organism in Eukaryota, Dinophyceae, Prorocentrales, Prorocentraceae. The record is from the annotation of a GenBank genome assembly.
GACCCCAUCGGCCGCGAUCGGCCUCUGCGCCUCUGCGAGAAGGGCCCCAUCAAGAUCCCCCCGAAGCCUCCGGAGUCCCCGCUCAAGAGCGCCCCGAAGGAGGUCUGGGGCGGCGUCUGGAAGCGCGCCCUUUCAAAGCCUUGGGACCGAGAGGUGCCCCAGGUCAUCCUUGAGGGGCGGGCCCCAGGGGGAUGCCUGAAAUAUUGCCUUCCAAGUGUGGGGAAAUUCAGGGCCACCCACGUCGUUCUCAACGAUUCCAUGGCCGCUUUGCUGGCCCUGCUCAAGGGCCGCUCUUCCUCGGGUCAGCUUCAGAGGAUAUGCAGACUGGUUGCCGCGCUGUCGCUGUGCAGCGGCCGUGGCGCGGCGCGGCGCUGGGUUCCGUCGGGGCACGACAGCGCCGACCCAGCUUCGCGGAACCGCCCCGGGCUGACUGCCGAGGCUGACCGCGCAGCCGCCACCGAUGUCGCGGGCCGCGCCGCUGAGCUGCUCGUCGGGCGGGGUGCUGAGGGGGGCGUCGCCUGGGCUGGCGCCUGGAGCGGCGGCCGCGUGGCGGCCGCGGCAGGCCCCGGCGUCGAGGCGAACCGCUUUCGCCGCGAGGUCGCGCCCCCCUCGGCCCGCCGUGGAGAGCGACCGCCGAGCAGCGAGACGCCUCCAGCGCCGCCGGGGCCACAGUCGAGACAUCACCCCGAGGCCAAGCGCGGACCGGCCGUUCGCGGAGCAGGAGUCGGCGUCGGCCCCUCCCGGAGGGACAACCCCAGGAGGGCCAUCAGCCUCAACCUUUGGGCCCGACGCUCGCAGCUGCCGAUCGAGACGCUGCCGCAGCUGGACGAGGCGCCGGCGGUCUACUUCCACGAGCAGUUCUUGAAAGGCGAGGAGAGCGCCGACACCUGGAGGACGUUCGCGGCGCUGAGCUUCUCGGGCCACCACCUGGGCUUGAAGUGCAGCAGCCUGCCGCGGGCCACCCGGGCUGCCAGGGGCUGGAGGCGCCUGGCCCCGCCUCGCCCACGGCUGCCGCUGCCGCGGGCCGCUCGCUGCCAGAUCAUCCGCCAGCUGGUCUCGAUGAGCAAGAGGGCGCUCGCGGAGCUCACGGCGGAGGGGGCCCCCCUCUUCGACGUGAGCGACAGCGAGUGGAACGCCAAGUUCGCGGUGGCCGCCAGGGCCAGCGGGCCUCAGCCUCUGCCCCUGCUGACCCUGCACCAGCUGCGCCACGGCGGCGCGGGCCGCGAGCUGCUGGCCAGUUCUCGCGCGCAAGACAAGGUGCAGAAGAGGGGGCGGCGGGUCACCGACCAAGCCGCGCGCAGGUGCGCCGAAGGAGGGCGGAUCCAGGAGCCGCUGAAUUCGCUCCCAGACGCCAUCCAGCACCCUGCGACGUUGGAAGGGUUCAGCGGCGGUGGCAACUCGUCGAGAGCGCUUCGCAUCGUGAUCAAGGGCAUCGCUAGCUUCGAGCUCGACACUGUCAACGUGCUGCCGCCGACUCACUGA